UCAUGUGUGCUGGAGAUAUCAUAAUACUUCAUACAAAAAUUAUAACAACUAUUUACAGUAUGAUUAAAAUAAUAUACAUAUAUGGACUUGAAACGUUACGAGAAUGCAAAUUAGAUAAUCUUUUAAACUUUUGAAGAUAACUAACUUCAGAUUUCUAAUGACUGACAAACACAUAUGCCUACUUAUACAUAUAUACAGUAUACACAUAAAUCUUGUCGUCUUACCUGGUCUUACCUUAACCUAAUCGAAGUUCUUUCACAUAAAGUGAUGACAAUGUUAACAGGAUGGUUGACGUCAACUUUACGUUCUACGUAUAAUUACAGCGCUGGAUACAAUGCGUGCUGUAAUAUAUUUAUGCAGACACGAAAUUAUGCAGCUAGGAGAGGAACUAGAGAAAAGAGAGAUAAACUGAAGAAGAAGAAAGCUAAAGCAGUUGUUGAAAAAGUAGGAUUUAUCCCCCACAAUAUGCGUAAUAAAGUAGUAAAGAAGACAAUUUCUCCGCUUUCCGUGAUAGAUGAUAGUUGGAAACGGGAAGCGAUUGAUGAUGUGUGGGUAGUAAAGUAUCAUCAGUACCCUGUUUAUUCUUUAGAGGAAGCUAUAAAAUGUCAUCGAGAAUUACAUCAUCCAACUAUGAUGAAUAAACCCAAUGUCCCUUUAACUGCUAUAAUAGAUUUAGACUUGAAGCGUGAGAAGAAGAACAGAUUCGUUGAAAAAUUUGCAAGGGUAGUCGAUACGCCGCAUACAUUUAAACAAGUAGGAGAGUUAAGAACAGUACUAGCAUUUUGCAAAAGUCCUACAGAACAAGAGAAUGCAAGAAAUGCUGGAGCAGAUUUUGUUGGCGGUGCUGAAUUAAUAAAACAAAUUCAGACUGGAGCAUUCACUUUUAGAGAGUACCAGCAUAUCAUUGCUCAUGCAGAUAUAUUAACUGAUUUAUUAUUAAUCAGAGGUUUACUAAAAAGGAAAUUUCCAAAUAUAAAAGCAGGAACGUUGGGUAAUGAUAUGUCUAAACUUAUUACAAGAUUCAAGGAUGGAAUCCAUUAUACUGCAGUUCCUGAUGCGGUUCAUAAAGAAUACGGUCGAAUUGAUGCAGUCUUUGGUUUGCUUGAUAUGGAUACAAAACAGUUGGAGGAAAACUUUGACUCAUUGCUUAAGGAUAUCGAAGUAAUGAAACCAAAGCCUGAUGAAUCCUAUAUCAAGAGGUAUACAUCUGUAGAAUGGUGA
Messenger RNA from Ceratina calcarata, 1221 nucleotides. RefSeq names its product mitochondrial ribosomal protein L1 (gene mRpL1). The record is from RefSeq and is a predicted model, not a curated record. NCBI's taxonomy places the organism in Eukaryota, Metazoa, Arthropoda, Insecta, Hymenoptera, Apidae. The transcript is spliced from 7 exons. Bases 175 to 1221 code for a protein of 348 amino acids.